AUGGGAAAGGAGAAGCUCCACAUCAACAUUGUGGUCAUUGGCCAUGUUGACUCUGGCAAGUCCACUACAACUGGCCACCUUAUCUACAAGUGUGGUGGCAUCGACAAGAGAACCAUCGAGAAGUUUGAGAAGGAAGCUGCCGAGAUGGGUAAGGGAUCCUUUAAGUAUGCCUGGGUGUUGGAUAAGCUGAAGGCGGAGCGGGAGCGUGGUAUCACCAUUGACAUAUCCCUGUGGAAAUUUGAGACCAGCAAGUACUAUGUCACAAUCAUCGAUGCUCCUGGGCAUAGAGACUUCAUCAAAAACAUGAUUACUGGCACCUCCCAGGCAGACUGUGCUGUCCUGAUAGUGGCAGCUGGCGUUGGCGAGUUUGAAGCUGGUAUCUCAAAGAACGGUCAAACCAGAGAGCAUGCGCUCCUGGCCUAUACGCUGGGUGUAAAACAGCUCAUUGUGGGUAUCAAUAAGAUGGACUCCACUGACCCCAAAUAUAGCCAGAAGCGCUAUGAGGAAAUUGUAAAGGAAGUCAGCACUUACAUUAAGAAAAUUGGCUACAACCCUGAAACCGUGGCAUUUGUCCCCAUUUCUGGGUGGAAUGGUGAUAACAUGUUGGAGGCCAGCCCCAAUAUGACUUGGUUUAAGGGCUGGAAGAUCACCCGUAAGGAUGGCAAUGCAUCAGGAACUACUCUCCUAGAAGCUCUGGAUGCCAUCCAGCCCCCAACUCGUCCCACCAAUAAACCACUCCGUCUGCCUCUGCAAGAUGUCUACAAAAUUGGAGGCAUCGGAACUGUACCCGUGGGUCGUGUGGAGACUGGUUUUCUGAAACCAGGGAUGGUGGUAACCUUUGCACCUGUUAAUAUUACUACUGAGGUAAAGUCUGUGGAGAUGCACCAUGAGGCUCUGUCUGAGGCCCUGCCAGGGAACAAUGUGGGCUUCAAUGUCAAAAAUGUCUCGGUGAAGGAUAUCCGCCGUGGGAAUGUCGCUGGGGACAGCAAGAAUGAUCCACCCCAGGAGGCAGCUGGCUUCACUGCUCAAGUGAUCAUCCUGAACCACCCAGGGCAAAUCAGUGCUGGUUAUGCUCCAGUGCUGGACUGCCACACUGCACAUAUCGCCUGCAAGUUUGCUGAGCUCAAGGAGAAGAUUGACCGCCGCUCUGGAAAGAAACUCGAGGACAAUCCCAAGAACCUCAAGUCUGGGGAUGCCGCCAUUGUGGACAUGAUCCCUGGGAAACCUAUGUGUGUGGAGAGCUUCUCCGAGUAUCCACCUCUUGGGCGCUUUGCUGUACGUGACAUGCGUCAGACUGUGGCAGUUGGAGUGAUCAAGGGAGUUGAGAAGAAGGCUCCAACUGGUGGAAAGGUCACCAAGUCUGCUCAGAAGGCCCAGAAGGCCCAAUGA
Molecule: messenger RNA, 1389 nt
Organism: Neoarius graeffei (lesser salmon catfish)
Lineage: Eukaryota; Metazoa; Chordata; Actinopteri; Siluriformes; Ariidae
Gene: eef1a1a
Product: eukaryotic translation elongation factor 1 alpha 1a
Exons: 7
Coding region: 1-1389 (462 amino acids)
Biological process (GO): translation; translational elongation
Molecular function (GO): GTPase activity; GTP binding; translation elongation factor activity
Source: RefSeq, a predicted model, not a curated record